UCGCGAGAUCGCAAAAACACACAAGUUUCUUUCGGUUUAGAAUUUGUUAUUUAUUAUCAGUGAUCGCUAUCAUCGCAGGUGUUUCUCGAUAGUACACUCAGUGAACAGCAGUACAGUGAAGAUGAGUUUCUUUGGGAAGUUAUUUUCGGGGAAAAAAGGCGAACCAGCGCCGACCCCGAGCGAAGCGAUACAGAAGCUGCGGGACAUAGAAAAUAUGCUCACAAAGAAGCAAGAGUUCCUAGAGAAGAAAAUCGAGGUCGAAAUUGAUACAGCCAGAAAAAAUGGUACCAAAAACAAACGAGCGGCCAUCCAAGCACUCAAGAGGAAGAAGCGAUAUGAGAAACAGCUACAGCAAAUUGAUGGUACACUUUCGACAAUUGAAAUGCAGCGAGAAGCGUUGGAAAAUGCGAAUACAAACGCAGAAGUACUGAAAACGAUGAAAAAAGCAUCCGAUGCGCUUAAAGUUACCCAUAAGGAUAUGAAUAUUGAUGAUGUACACGAUCUAAUGGACGACAUUGCUGAACAGAACGACAUUGCAAACGAAAUAUCCAAUGCCGUAUCUACUGCCGUUGGCUUUGGUCAGGAUAUCGAUGAAGAUGAGCUGGAGAAGGAGCUCGAAGAACUCGAGCAAGAGGAGCUUGACAAGGAACUGCUUGGAGUGCAGCCCGAAACCGACGAGCUACCAGAAGUUCCCUCCACUGAUUUGCCAGCCAAGGCCAAGGAGAAGGAGAAAAAGAAAGCCGCUGUUGCCGAAGAAGACGAUCCAGACAUGAAGGAGUUGAUGUCGUGGGCAAACUAAUUCUGACUGGAUCAGGAGCAUUGAUACACAACCAGAGCAUGGUACUGCAAACAAUGUAUUCUUUGCAGUCAACUUAUGUUAGUGAUUAACCGUUGUCAAAUAAUCCACUUACUUUCAUUUACUGGCGUUCGAUGCUGUAGGAUUAAAACCGGGUUCAUUAUUUCGCGCUAAUAAUUGAAGGAAAUGUCGCGAAAACCCGUUUCCCAGCGGAAACAGUUACAAGGUGUUUUGAUAUUUAUGAGUUAACGCUUCGAGACGCGUUCCAAAUGAUUUGCUUUAGUUGCUGCUUGUGUUUUGUAUAAACUGCAAUCAUUGAAAGUGCAUAGUCCAGCAAAAAGUGUCGUUGCAUCAGAGGAAAAGAGUACCAGAAUGCUCGUAAGGAUAAAAUUGGAUGAAAAAAUGUGCCGCUAUGCGUUUGUUAGACGUUGGAUGAAUAAUCUAGCGACAAACUUCAGCAAAUAAACUACGAUAAACAAUGUGCAAUUCACGUCCUGAAUAUUAAGACCAUUAGGAAGGAAAUGAAGCUUUAUGAAUGAACGAUAGACCAAUCCAACCAUUAAAGCGGAAAGACUGUGACCCAUAUCUUUAUGAGACGAUACUUUCCUUAACCUUGAGUAUUAAUACGAAAAAGACGAGAAAGCAUUAUAUGCAACGUGCUUGAAAAGCUUUUGGUUGUAUGGAUCAUGUUGGUAAUGUUGAAACUUUCGAUUCCAUUCAUUACGUCACGUGCGCAAUGUAUGGGACAUCGGUGCGUAUCGAAAGUGGGGUAGCUCAUGACUUUACCCGAUUGAACCCGCCGAGCAUAUCAAUUAGAUUUGUUUUAUAAUCUACAUUUGCCGUCCACCGGGAUAGUAUUGACUAUUGUCAUCAUGUGGAGCUCAUUUCAUCAGUCGAAUUGAAGGCGAUAAGUUGUAUCGUUGUAACACUUUAUCAUAGGUGCUCUCAACAUGAAAUCAGUAAGUUGUGUAUGGAAUUCAUAAAACAAAAGCUUAAAGAGAUGUGCUUAAUCUUUGUUCUACAGCUCGUAGGCUGGAUUGUACUGUUGGCCGUGGUACAACAAGUGUGUAGUUUCUACAAUCCGUUUGAUUACAAUUUGAAUCUUCAAAA
This is a messenger RNA of Anopheles moucheti, 1906 nucleotides long. It is a transcript of the gene shrb, whose product is annotated as charged multivesicular body protein 4b. The record is from RefSeq and is a predicted model, not a curated record. The transcript is spliced from 4 exons. NCBI's taxonomy places the organism in Eukaryota, Metazoa, Arthropoda, Insecta, Diptera, Culicidae. Gene Ontology annotation, cellular component: ESCRT III complex; cytoplasmic side of plasma membrane; multivesicular body. Gene Ontology annotation, biological process: late endosome to vacuole transport via multivesicular body sorting pathway; vesicle budding from membrane. Bases 122 to 799 code for a protein of 225 amino acids.